UCGCGAUCGUCAGUCUUCAACCGCAAUUCGUUCGGUACAGACGUGGAAGGUACAGGCAAAAACUCCGAGAGAAGUGAAAAUAAACGUAACGUAGAAAGUGACCACAGCGGGGAGAUACAGUUUCGAACUUUGGGUGCACUGUAACUUCUUUUUCUCCUAGUGUAAGUGUCAAGUGAAAACGAAAACAGCGCUUUCUAUUGUAUCGCACGUUUGCCAAAAGUUACUUAGUUCAACCGUUGAAGCCGCACGUCACAGUUUUGAGAUACUUCUGAGCCAACAUCUCCAUCUCCAAGCCGUGCCCGAUAUACCGCUGGAAGGUGGUCUAGUUUCCUGCCGGCAGCCGCGCUUCGAUUGGAGUGAGUCAACCUGAAAAGGCUUGCGCAUGAAAAGUGGUUCAGUGAAAGAGGAUAAGAAACGCGCACAGAAAACAAAACCGCUGCUCCGAGCUUCAAACCGCGUGGAACAACAUCAAAACAGUGAUAAAGGCUAAACACGAAGAAACGAAUCUUGAGAAAGACGCCAACCAGUGAGAUCAAGCUCGGAAACACGUUAUUCCUACACAUAUAAUUAUAUAAUCAGAAUAACGAGCAUCUUAUGGAAGAAAUGGUGUAGAAGAGAAGCAUCGAAGAAAAAAGGGAAAAGUGAUAUUUAUUAUUGAAUAACAACAUAAUUGGUGCCCGAUAUUGGUUUUAAAGCUUGGUGGGGCUGCUGCCCAUGAAAUCAGUGCUCUCAGAAAAGCCUUUUAAAGCUAAGUGAAUGUCAAUGUCCGCAAAGUGAUUAGACGGGUAAUUCGCACUAAUUGAUGCAAAGCUAUUCCAAGUGCUGUGAGAAGACGGACGGUGCGAUAAGAUGAAGAUGCUGUUUCUGAAAUUUAUACCGGUAAUUGCGUUACUGGUGGGACCGAUUAGUGCUCAAGACGAUUCGUUGGCUGGAAGUUUUCUGUCAGGUCUUCUAGACUCAAUAACCAGCACGGAAGAUGCCAAAGGAUGUCCAGGAGUAUGUGUGCAUACGCUAGCGACAUUGAUAUGUUACGAAGUUUUGGAGGAUAUUCCCUGUCCAUCCCCAAGUAUGAGGUGUUGCGUCGAAAGCCAGGCCGCUGCUGCAAACAUUUCGACCACCACUACGAGCCGACCUAGGCCAACAACUACUCCGAAGCCAACCACCACAACCCCCAAGCCCACUACAGAAGGCAAAAUAAAGGAAAAGGAAAAAGAUAAGGACAGUAAAAACAAUUCUACAUGUCCAGGAGUUUGCGUAGCUGACAGAAUCGCAGAAUACUGCGAAGCCUAUUUGAUGACUCCAGGUCUUUGUAAGAGUGGUACAAAAUGUUGUGUUUCCAGGGAUAUUUAUCCGGACAAGCCACCAGCCGAUCUCUAUGUGCCAACAGCACAUUUCGAUAGCAACAAAAAUAAGACUACAACUCCGAAACCGUAUCCCAAAACAACGGAAAAGACUACAACUGAGGAACCUAUAAAGUCAAAGACUAAUCCACCGCCAAAAACGGUGAAAACUACGCCUGCUCCAAAGAUCAAGAUAGCGCCCCCAUCGAAUCCACAAGGAACGGGUCAAAAACCUUGCGAAGGAGAAUGCGUCAAUGGACUGUUCGCACUGUUUUGCGAUGAUGUUGACAGUGAAGCAUUCUGUCCAAAUGAAGGAUCUUGCUGUGUAACUGGAACUGCUGACGAUACCAAACACGAAAUUGUAACGACUACGAGAAGACCAAGUACGCCGCCACCGCUCCGAAGAUGUCCUGGAUUCUGUAUGUUGAAUAUAAUGGCUGCGUUCUGUGAACGGCCCUCGGAGAUCAUACCACACACUGCAAACUGCAAGCGAGGUUCAAUUUGUUGUGACAACACUAAGGCUCCGGUUACGAGACCUGCUCCAAAACGGCCUCCACCGCCCCCAACUACUACAACUACUCAAGCUCCAACCACAACAGCUGCACCCGACCCAAGGGAAGAAUGUCCAGGAUCGUGUAUUGUGAGCUUAUUGAGUUUCACGUGUUUCCGAAAUGCUGAAAUGACUGAUUUAUUCAAAUGUAAAAAGUCCGGAACACAAUGCUGCGCUCCAAAAUCGAAAAUCCAAGAAGUUCAAAUGGCAGCUGGCAAAAUUAAGCCAAACGAUACAACAAACUAUCCACCGCCACCACCACCGCAGAAUGUAGCACAGCCUUAUCCACCUCCACCACAGCCCCUACCGCCGGCACAGCAACCGCAACCACAACCUGGUUAUGGACCUCCCGUCAUGAACAGCUAUCCAGGACCAGUCAGCAAUAACAUUUACGAAAUUCCACAAACUCAACCUCCAGUUCAUCAUCUGUCUCAACCCGUCUACGAACCACUACCCACUACGACCACAUCUCGACCUCAAGUGUACUCGAAAUACGUAUGUGGUGUUAAAGGAACUAGUCGAGGCGCUCGAUCGUUCCUCAGCCGAAUCGAAAUGGAACAUUCCAGCAGUAGACGAUCUGGCCGACAUAUCGAGCUGGAAAGUAUCUACCGAUCCAAAAGCACCGAACGGUUGGUUCUUGGCCACAGCAUUGUGCCCAUUCCUAUUAUCUACAGUGAUCACAACGAUACUGUUCCGGAAGAUUUGAUUCAUCAUCCUAGUAUUUCUAGGACAAACUCAACCACUAGCAAGUAUUGGAACAGUCAUCGCAAGGGCCGAGUUGUCGGUGGAGAGGAUGGAGACAACGGCGAGUGGUGCUGGCAGGUCGCGUUGAUCAACUCUCUGAAUCAGUAUCUCUGCGGGGCGGCACUAAUUGGCACGCAAUGGGUCCUGACAGCGGCGCACUGUGUCACCAACAUUGUUCGGUCUGGUGAUGCAAUAUACGUUCGGGUAGGUGAUUACGAUUUGACUCGCAAAUUCGGCAGCCCAGGGGCACAGACGCUGCGAGUUGCCACAACUUACAUUCAUCACAAUCACAACAGUCAAACAUUGGACAACGAUAUUGCACUGCUGAAGCUGCAUGGACAGGCAGAGCUUAGGGAUGGCGUUUGUCUGGUCUGCCUCCCAGCUCGAGGGGUGAAUCACGCUGCCGGAAAGCGCUGCACUGUCACCGGUUACGGUUACAUGGGAGAGGCCGGACCAAUCCCAUUGCGAGUCCGAGAAGCUGAGAUUCCCAUUGUGAGCGAUGCCGAGUGCAUCCGGAAGGUAAACGCCGUCACGGAAAAGAUCUUCAUCCUUCCGGCGUCGAGUUUCUGCGCCGGAGGUGAGGAAGGGAACGAUGCCUGUCAAGGAGAUGGUGGUGGUCCCCUGGUUUGCCAAGAUGAUGGAUUUUACGAACUGGCUGGGCUUGUGUCGUGGGGAUUCGGAUGCGGACGGGUUGAUGUACCAGGUGUCUACGUGAAAGUAUCUUCCUUCAUCGGAUGGAUCAAUCAAAUCAUCAGCGUCAAUAACCUAUGAUCUGCAGAAUGAAUCGACUAACGCACCACAUCUCCUGAACUACUGUGUAAAUUAAACUAGAACAAUAGUUUAAAUAGAUUCUAGGUAUUUAAUUUAUUUAAGAUAAUUUAUUGAUUUGUAUUAGGAAAAAAAAGAACUAAAUUUUAGUACACUCCUAGAUUUCAACACUACUUCAUCCUAAAAAGGGUUUAUAUAUCUCACACGAAACCAGAUAAUAUAUCUGCCUACAUCGACUACACACUUUCAAAUUUGGUUCAAAUUUGCAAAGAUUUCUUUACCUAAGAGUAUCGUAGUUUUUAUCGUCGCCUGUCGUGGAAGGAUCGAAUUUCAGUCUAAAUUUUAGAGCUACAUGAGUAGUCACGACUGUAAAUUGAAAAUUUAAUUUGAGGUUCAUCUAGUUCAAUAAAUGUUUGUAAGAUCAGA
Aedes aegypti (yellow fever mosquito) is the source of this 3828-nucleotide messenger RNA. It is a transcript of the gene mas, whose product is annotated as serine proteinase stubble. The record is from RefSeq and is a predicted model, not a curated record. Gene Ontology annotation, biological process: proteolysis. NCBI's taxonomy places the organism in Eukaryota, Metazoa, Arthropoda, Insecta, Diptera, Culicidae. The coding region runs from base 850 to 3405 and encodes 851 amino acids. Gene Ontology annotation, molecular function: serine-type endopeptidase activity. The transcript is spliced from 7 exons.